Messenger RNA from Macrosteles quadrilineatus (aster leafhopper), 2900 nucleotides. RefSeq names its product zinc finger protein 25-like. The transcript has 4 exons. Lineage: Eukaryota; Metazoa; Arthropoda; Insecta; Hemiptera; Cicadellidae. The coding region runs from base 140 to 1483 and encodes 447 amino acids. Gene Ontology annotation, biological process: regulation of transcription by RNA polymerase II. The record is from RefSeq and is a predicted model, not a curated record. Gene Ontology annotation, molecular function: DNA-binding transcription factor activity; RNA polymerase II cis-regulatory region sequence-specific DNA binding.
UUUAUAACAAUUACAAAUAAGUUAUAGCUAGUUGCUAGUUAGAAGUUAGAAGAAAGAAUGAAUGAAGUGAAGUGAGGUUGUCGCAAGGAUUUUUAAAAGGUGGUUUGCCUACGCAUCUUGAGCACAGAAACAGUUCAAAAUGGAGGACACCACAGAAGAGAUUGAUGCUAAGUUUAAAACAGAAGCUAAGGAGGAAAUCAUUUCACCAAUAUUUGAAUUUGGAGUAAAGAUUGAAAAUAUUGUUCCAACAAUAAAAAAGGAAGAUGAGGAGUACUUGGAACCAAUCGUUGCUGUUUUUGAAAAAAAGUUAUAUCCUGCCAAGUUUGAUUGCGAUACCAAACCAAUAGUGUUGUUAAAACGAUUGGAUGAUACCAUUGAUGAAGAUGUCCUAAGCUUAAAGGAGAAGAAGACAGUGGAUAUUAAAAAGGGAGAACCUCUACUUUUCGGGGUCGAAAAGACUAAUGAAGAAGAUCCUGAGGAUAACUUUGAGAUUACCACAGAAGACGAGGGGGGCAUGGAAGAAAUGGAUGGUGAGAAUAUUGACUGCAUUGUGAGUAUUGAAGCAGGGGAUUCACCAGAAGCUAAGAAUCAAUUAGAUUGUACCGUGGAAAUUUUGGAAGGCUGCGAUGAGGCAUUUGAAAAUCAAGAGGAUUUAUUAGAGCAUAAAAAACAAGUGAAUGAAAAUCAAUCAAAAAUUAAAGGUCCAAAACAUUCUUGUAGAGUUUGUGGAUUGGAAUUCAAAUACAAGGCCAACUGGCUAAAACACGAAAAACUUCAUGACGACAUAUACCACUUCAAGUGUAAACAUUGCGACAUAACAUUCAAACAGAGAAUGGCUCUUAAAUCCCAUUACAUGUACGUUCAUGCAACUGAAAAACCAUACCAAUGUGAAUUUUGUGAGAGAGCUUUUAAAACUCUGAACAAUUUAAAUGUGCACAAAGAAGUGCAUCAUAAUUUUUCUGGGGAGACGUUUUCUUGUGACUUUUGUCCCAUGGAGUUUAAAAGAAGAUGUUAUCUUAGAAGACAUUUACGAACACACGCAAAUCCGGACAAAAAGUAUACGUGUGCGGACUGUGGGCUGAAGUGCAGAUCAAAAACUGAUAUCGCUAAACAUGUUUUGACUCAUCUAGGGGUGGUGGAAAAACACUUCUUUUGUGAAAUAUGUGGUGCAGGGUUCUCAAAACGGGCUCACGUCACGAGACACAGCUAUACUCACUCAGUUGAGAAAUCAUUUGCUUGCCAAUUGUGUGAUAAAGCUUACAGGGACCAAUAUUCUUUGAAAAUUCAUAACGAAACUGUCCACUUGGGCAUCAUAUAUACUUGCGAAUUAUGCGGUUUUAAAAGUGACAGGUAUGCAGUCAAAAAGCAUAUGAAGCGUUGUGCAGAAGGUCAAAAAAAGUUUACUUGUAACGUAUGUAGUAAAGAGUACUUCUUGAAAAAAUACUUUGAGCAACAUGUGUCCAAGUGCAACUCCAAAAGUUAAUUUUUAUUAAACCGUUAAAUUUGUCAACAACAAUAAAUUGAUCAAGAAUUAAACUUAGGUUUUGUUUUUUUUAGGAAAAAUUUGUACAUUUUUAUUGAAGAAGAAUGUAGUGUGAGCCAGUCACAGAAUGUGCUAGGUAGUGUCAAAAUUUCUAUUUGCCACUAUAUUUUUGGUGGCUAACUUAGUUUAUGGGCUAUAAAAGUUGCUAUAGCUCACAAUAAGUUGUUCUGUCAGUUUGACUUGGUAAAUAACAUGGUGUAUUCAACAGAAAUUAGUAAUUUAGAUCAACGCAAGCUCACAUAAAAUUCGAAAAAUUUAAUAAAAAAUCUAGCAACAAUUUUAACAUGGGGAUGGAAUGCCUAGUAUUACAUAGAGAAAAAUAUUGUUUUGAUCCAAAUCUUGUUGCAGAAAUUUGGUGGGAAAAUUUGUGUUGUUGCUUUCUAAACCCAGAUAUAAGUUUUUAAAACUGUGAUUGUUGGUAAGUGUUUUGAUGUUUUCUGAGCUAUGUAAACUGCACCUGUUGUUCAGCUUCAUAACAUUUGAAAUGUAUGUAUACAAUCUACCUUUGUAAGUAUUUUAAAAGUUUUGUCUAUCUCAUACUUACAAUACUCUCUUAGCGCAAAAAAAUUCUGUUUUUUUUUUUUAAGUGUGGGUUUUAUAACUAAACAUAAUCAUUACUUUAUGCUUCCUAUGCCUGGAAGGUGGAGAGCUUUUUUUAUAGAACACAUAUAGCUAAAUUUCAUACAUUCAAUUUUGUAAUAUAAGCUCCAUUUUAAUUGUAUUAUUCUCUUAAAUUUUUAAUCAAUGCCAAUUGCUUUAAACAAGGGAGAGUAUUUUUUAUAAUUAGAAUAUAGAGGUUAUAAGUUAGUGUACUUUUAGGUUUAAUCUGCUAUUAUUUUCAUUUAAAUUUCAUUGUGCAUUUGUUGAUGUUAUGGGUUGUUUUCAUUAGUAAAUUGUUAUGUGUUUGUUGUAUAUGAAAUCUCUUAACCUAUUAUAGUUUGUUUAUUCAAUUAAUAAUGUAGGUUUUAUUAGGCCUAUUAAAACACCUUAAAACUUUUACUGUAUUAACAUUUAUAGUAAUAUAAGAAUGAUGUAGCUAAAUUUUGGGUUUUUCACUCAAAAAUUACCUACUUGAUAUACAGGGUGUUUGAAAAGUCUGGGUACGGCUCAAUAUUUAUUUAACCGUUGCAGAUAGAGCUAUACAAGUUGGUACACUGUUACUGUGCAAUAUACGCUACCCCUCAGGUGGCACCCCACUAGAAUUCGGAAGAGAAUAAUAAACGUAUGCAUUGGCCAAUAUUCAUGUAGUAUAAUACAGUGCCGCAAAUUUGAUGUACAUCACAAAGAUUCAUGUAGCGUUUUAAUAGUAUGGAUUGUUGAACCUGCCAAUGCUAAAAUAAAGAAUAGAAAAAUUAAA